Messenger RNA from Oldenlandia corymbosa var. corymbosa, 2565 nucleotides. Lineage: Eukaryota; Viridiplantae; Streptophyta; Magnoliopsida; Gentianales; Rubiaceae. The record is from the annotation of a GenBank genome assembly.
GGAUUUUUUCCUCUUCACACACAGUUGAAGUUGAACUCAACGCAACAUAUCUCUGUUCAAACUUCAAAAAUUUUUCCUGGCGAUUCUAAGCAAAAAUUUGAAACCCAAAAAUGAAUGACGAACAGCGGUCUCUCCUCCUCGAACUCUCCUCUCGCUUCUCACCUCCCCAAGGUGUGAAGCUAUCUUAUGGGACGGCGGGGUUUAGGGCGGAUGCAUCAUUGUUAGAAUCGACGGUGUAUAGGGUUGGUAUAUUGGCGGCCCUGAGAUCACUCAAGACCGGAGCUGUCACCGGACUGAUGAUCACUGCAUCGCACAAUCAGAUUUCCGAUAAUGGAGUCAAAGUAGCUGACCCUAGCGGCGGAAUGUUGACUCAACACUGGGAACCCUUUGCUGAUUCAAUUGCUAAUGCCCCUGAUUCUUCUUCCCUUGUUCAGCUGAUUGAAGCUUUCGUGAAGAAGGAAAACAUUCUGCUUGAUGGAAAAGAUGUAGCUGAGGUUCUCCUGGGAAGAGAUACAAGGCCUAGUGGAUCCUCUCUGCUUGAGGCUGCAAAACAAGUACUUCUUUCCAUUCAUUUAAGUGAGCUUUCUCUUACUACCUCUUCAAGUGAAUGUUACGGACAAAAAAAUUUGUAGUGAACGGCUUGAUGAAUGCAUAGUAUCUCUAAUACGUAAUUGUUAUGUAGUUAUCUCCUAUGCUUGAGGAUUCAAAGUUACACGGGAUCCAAAGUUACACUACUUAUACACCAGUGUUAGUUAUAUGAGGCGCAGUUUUAUGUAUAGCUGCAAGAGUUGUGAUCAUAUGAGAUUUUGUAUAAAAUUCAGAUAAACUUGCUUCAAUCCGAAGUUCCACUGUAGUUGCACAAUUAGUAUUUCGUAUGAAUAAUGAUUGCACUGAAAUUGGUUUCAGGGGGUUGCUUCAAUUGCUAGAGCCACUGCUGUUGAUAUGGGGGUUGUGACGACACCACAACUGCAUUGGAUGGUCCGUGCUAAAAAUAAGUGCAUGGAAGCAUCUGAACCUAAUUAUUAUGCCCAGCUCUCAGGCUCUUUCAGGUGCUUGUUGGAAUUGGUUCCUCAAGGAAGUUUGACAAGUAGCACUGAUGAUAAAUUAGUUGUUGAUGGUUCAGAUGGUGUUGGUGGAGAAAAGCUUGAAACUUUGAAGAGUAUGUUAAAUGAUACCACCAUAGAAGUUCGUAAUUCUGGAAAUGGUGUACUUAAUGAUGGUGUUGGUGCUGACUAUGUGCAGAAAGAAAAGGUUGUGCCUCGGGGUUUUGAUACUGCCGAUGUUGGACUCAGAUGUGCCAGUUUGGACGGAGAUGCUGAUCGGCUUGUGUAUUUCUUCUUGGAACCAAAUAAUACUAGAAUUCAACUUGUUGAUGGGGACAAGAUUAUGGCUUUGUUUGCUCUCUUCAUUCAGGAGCAGUUAAGUGUACUGAACAAAAAUGAAGAUUUGACAGUAAGCCGGUCUCAUCAAGCGCGUAUAGGUGUUGUGCAAACGGCUUAUGCAAAUGGUGCAUCCACUCAGUACCUAAAACAUUUGGGCCUAGAGGUGGUAUUUACACCAACUGGAGUGAAGCACUUGCAUGAGAAGGCUGCUGAAUUUGACAUUGGGAUAUAUUUUGAGGCAAAUGGGCAUGGAACCAUCUUGUUCUCAGAAACUUACAUAAGCUGUUUAGAGGAUAUGAAUAAUGAUCUACAAUCAACUUCAAGAGGUUCUGAAAGACAUAAGGCGGCUUCAAGACUUCUAUCUGUCGGUAAAUUAAUCAAUCAGGCUGUAGGAGACGCCCUUAGUGGGCUCCUUCUAGUUGAGGCUAUCCUUAAGCAUUUUGGCUGGUCCAUCCACAGAUGGAACGAGCUUUACCAUGACUUACCUAGCAGACAACUAAAGGUAAAAGUGGCUGACAGAUAUGCAGUUGUGACGGCAAAUGCUGAAACUGUUGUCGUGAAGCCCCUCGGUCUUCAAGAAGUCAUAGAUGCUGAAAUUGCAAAAUAUAACCACGGUAGAUGCUUUAUACGGCCAUCCGGAACAGAGGAUGUGGUUAGAGUGUAUGCAGAAGCCAACACACAAGAGUCAGCAGAUGCUCUGGCAAACUCAGUGGCCAAGCUGGUUGAACAGAUUCUUGGGUCGAGCAGCGCUUAGUCAUUUUUGUUCAUUUCAUCGGCAUGCAUGGAUUCUAGUUUCUUUUGACUCGAAGAGCAACAUGCUGGCAUAGUGGUGGCAUAAGGAUUUUCUGAAGCUGUUAAAAAGUUGCUAAAGAGCACAUUGUUCUGGUUGCAUUAUUUAACCAUGUUCAAAAAAUUAUUGUAAAAACAUAAGUUAUACUACAGGCCUACCUCUUAGAAUUUUAGCUGUUCUACAGCAUCUUGAGUGUCAUUGUCCUCAUUAUGGUUGCGGAUGCGCCUCCCCUCUAGUUCUCACUUGGCUGGGCAGAAAAGUAGUUCUUGAGAUUUUAACUGAGCAUGAAUUUUUACUCGUGUCGCUCUGACUAUUGACUCGCCCAUUUAGAAUUCAAAAUCAAUGGAACUACAAUCAUUCCUUUCAUUUGUCAAAAGACCCACUGACUCGCCC